Beta vulgaris subsp. vulgaris (sugar beet) is the source of this 840-nucleotide messenger RNA. RefSeq lists its product as uncharacterized. Bases 1 to 840 code for a protein of 279 amino acids. Lineage: Eukaryota; Viridiplantae; Streptophyta; Magnoliopsida; Caryophyllales; Amaranthaceae. The record is from RefSeq and is a predicted model, not a curated record. The transcript has a single exon. Gene Ontology annotation, molecular function: nucleic acid binding; RNA-DNA hybrid ribonuclease activity.
AUGUUAUUUUGGAAUCUUGCACAUGAAAUUCUUCCGGUUGGGUCAGUUCUGCAUUCCAAAAUCCCCUCCUUCAAUGCUUUGUGUUGCCUUUAUGCAGAUGAACCAUCUUCAUACCUUUCAAGAUUGCCUAACUCCGCCUUGCUCUGGACUGAAAUUUUGUCCUCAAGGAUGAUUCCUUCUAACUUUGAUUACUAUAAGUUUCGGAAUCUGCCUUGGAAUGAGUGGCUUCUCUUUCAGUUCAAUUUCAAUGACUCUUGGUUAACAAUUUUCAUAACUUGCAUUUGGCAUUUAUGGCGUUCGCGGAAUAAGGCUGUCUUUGAAGGAGCUAUACUGAGAACAAAUGCUAUGAUUAAUCUUUUCUGGUAUGAUCUUCGUAGCACUAAUCUUGUUUUUCAGGAAUCUACCUCUACUGUUCCUCCUCUAGCUAUUUCUCUCUGGGCUCCCCCUCCGACUGGUUACAUUAAACUUAAUAUUGAUGGGGCUUGGAAAGCCAUUGAUAGUGCUGGUGGUGGAGGUGUCUUUCGGAAACCUGAUAGCUCGUGGUAUGUUGGUUUUUCUGCAAAAUAUUUUGCUUCAUCUCCCCUUGCUGCAGAACUUAUGGCGCUGAAAGAUGGUCUAACAAUGGCUCAAGAUUUUAAUAUGGAAUGUCUUAUCAUCGAGACUGAUGCUUUGGAAAUGAAGGCCAUGCUCACUAAUGUGGAAAACUUCCAGAAUAGUGCGCUUGUCAAUCUUAUUAGAGAUAUCAGUGCUAUUCUAAACUCCAAUCCUUGCUAUUCUCUUAUGCAUUCCAAAAUUCUGCAAAUGCCCUGGCUCAUCUGCUUGCACAACGAGAAAAGUUAG